Molecule: messenger RNA, 414 nt
Organism: Aureobasidium namibiae CBS 147.97
Lineage: Eukaryota; Fungi; Ascomycota; Dothideomycetes; Dothideales; Saccotheciaceae
Exons: 2
Coding region: 1-414 (137 amino acids)
Source: RefSeq, a predicted model, not a curated record
AUGUGCUUGCAUUCAGCCCACGUGUCAAGCACGACUUACUCGCUGCGCAAACCAUCGCCCGACAGACGGAAUCGUAGUCGUCAUGCCAUUGACUGCCAGUUGCCUUUGCUUCAACGUCGUCGGCCCAUCGGUCGAGACUCGAUAGCUCUGACGUCGAGUCAGGUGGUUGAUCAUGGAUGUGUGGUCGACGGACGUCCGACGCUGAUGGCCGCAGGGUCGAAAUUCCAGAAGAUGAUCAUGAAGAACCGCUUACGGGCGCCACCAACAGAAUGUCCUCGCGCAAAGCGCAGGAUAAUCUUGAAAGCGCGGGACUCUCAAAGCUCGACGUCCCCGUUGGUCUCAAGAACCAAGAACCGCUAUGGACUCGGAAACAACAAAUUCAAUAACGCAGACUCACUACGGGUCUCACUCUGA